AGACGAUAAUAUCGUGAGCCAAUUAUCUUUCAUAUAAGGAAAAAUGUUUGUCGUAGUGUAACGAUAAUAAGUGGUUACGUGGGUAACAUAAUGAUGAGGUGACACCUGGUUCUGCCAUGCGGAACAGGUCAGUCAGUAUUAUUUUUGGCUCUCUUGUUCUGUGGGGUUUAAUUACUACGUACUUUUUGAUUUCUGAUCAACCAGUGAAUAAAGAGCAAGACACUGCUAGAGUAUCCAAUCAAAUUAGUAAAUUGGAAAGAAGAAUAAAGCAAGAAAUAAUAUUGAAUCAGGAGCUUCUUCAAGAUAUCAAAGAGGAUAAACAACGUAAAAAAAAAUUAGACACAGUAAAUACAAACCCAAAUGAAAAACAGAAAGAUGCAAACUACAAUUCAGAAAAGGUUUCCCCUGAAAAGGAGGAAAAGGAAGAGGGAAAUGGCGAUACGAAUGCGCAACCCUUAUACACAGAACCUAACGACGUCUCCCGCAAUGUUCCUACAAAAGGAAAAUUACCAAAUGGAUCUCCAAUAAUAGCAGUUUUGGUAUUUUCUUGUAAUCGUGUUACUGUAAAAAGAUGUCUUGAUCAAUUGGUCAAGUAUAGACCUAGCGUAGAACAGUUUCCAAUAAUUGUAUCAGAAGAUUGUCAGCAUCGUCAAACGGCUGAAAUUAUUAAUAGAUAUGGAAAUCAGAUAAUGCAUAUACAGCAACCUGAUCAAUCCGAUAUUGAAGUACCGCCAAAAGAGAAAAAAUUUAAGGGGUACUUCAAAAUUGCACGCCAUUAUGGAUGGGCUCUUAAUUAUGUCUUUUUUCAGCUUGGAUAUGAUACUGUGAUAAUAGUUGAAGAUGAUUUGGAUGUAGCCCCAGAUUUUUUUGAAUACUUUUUGGGUACUUAUCCUUUACUGGUAUCUGAUAAUUCUCUGUGGUGUGUAUCGGCAUGGAACGAUAAUGGUAAAGCCGGCUUGGUCGAUGAAAACGGGUCAGAUAUAUUAUAUAGGACAGACUUCUUUCCUGGAUUAGGAUGGAUGUUAACGCGUCAAUUGUGGGCAGAAUUAUCACCGAAAUGGCCGAAAUCAUAUUGGGACGACUGGAUAAGACAACCCGAACAGCGUCGAAACAGAGCUUGCAUUCGACCAGAAAUAUCUAGAACAAGAACGUUUGGUAAAACUGGAGUCAGCAAUGGAAUGUUUUAUGAAAGGCAUUUAAAAUACAUAAAACUGAACACAGAAUUUGUGCAUUUCACUAAGAUGAAUUUAACUUAUUUAUUAAAAGACAAUUAUGACAUUAGUUUUGUGAACGAUGUAUACCAGUCCACCGUAGUAAGUUUUUCAGAAUUAAAAAAUGGUAAAGUUAUGGCACCAGGCGCCGUACGGAUACCUUAUUAUUCUCGUCAAGCAUAUAAAAAUACUGCCAAGCAGUUUGGAUUAAUGGACGAUUUCAGGAGUGGAGUACCGAGAACCGGGUAUCGUGGAGUGGUUACGUUUUUCUACAAAGGAAGAAGAGUACAUUUAGCACCCAGUGCAAAUUGGAAUGGUUACGAUAUCACUUGGAGCUAACAAAAAAUCCGUCAACACAGAUUUAUUUUUUCAGAUAAAUUGCUUCCAUAAUAUUCAACAAAGUUGAACGAAUAUUUUGAUUAUGUUGAAUGCACCAGUGUGAACGAUUAGAGUCAGUUGGUUAACUGAGAUCUCUCGUCACAGUUAAGAUGAAACAUGGAUCGAUGGAUUAAUUGGAAAACAAUGUUUGCUUAUAAUUUCUUUUUGUAGAAUAUUUGCAAGCGAAAUUUAAAUGAACAUUGUUACAUAAUAAGAGAUUUGCAUAGUGCCUGAAAAAUCGUACCCACUGUUUGUACAUAGUUCUACACAGAUAUGAAAUUCUAGAGAACUAUUUGUGCAAUCGUUUUGCGCGAAUGAUCUGGAUUCUAUUACUGUGUACAUAAUGUUUAUAUAUUGUAUAUGUAUAGUUUGAUAAUGCAACUUUUCUUUUGCUUGCUUUCAUUUGCAUUCACUUCUCGUAACGUAAAACUUACAAAUGAAAACUGUAAAAGAAGAUAGGUGGUCAGUAUAAUUUCUGAUUCUACAAUUUAUGUUUUGCUCAUGGAUGAUAAACGAAGAAUCAGAUAUGUAAAUUCAUUAAAUUGUUUCGAAUGUUAUUUAAGAAUAUCGAUAAAGUAUAAGAUGACAAAAUAAGUUACUAAUUGAUCGUCUACUGAUAUCUUUAUCAUCUAAUGGUAAAGAACAGUUACAUUAAUAAAAGAAACAUAACUAUUAAUAUAUAAAAACCAUGACAUUAAUGUAAUUUAGUUUAUUCCAAAUGUGGGCUUCCUCUACAAAAUGAAAAUCAAAAUUAUCUAUCUGUUAUCGAAGUUUCUUGGGACAACAAUUUCUUCUGCAUAAUAUUUUGUACCUUUAUUUUUAACUUUUAACUUUCAACUGUAAAUUAAGUUCCUUCAAGGACAUUUUUAUGCAUGAAAAUGUGAAUAUACAUUAUAUAAAACUUACAGCUGA
Molecule: messenger RNA, 2501 nt
Organism: Osmia bicornis bicornis
Lineage: Eukaryota; Metazoa; Arthropoda; Insecta; Hymenoptera; Megachilidae
Gene: Mgat1
Product: alpha-1,3-mannosyl-glycoprotein 2-beta-N-acetylglucosaminyltransferase
Exons: 11
Coding region: 117-1550 (477 amino acids)
Biological process (GO): protein N-linked glycosylation
Cellular component (GO): Golgi apparatus
Molecular function (GO): alpha-1,3-mannosylglycoprotein 2-beta-N-acetylglucosaminyltransferase activity
Source: RefSeq, a predicted model, not a curated record